AUGGAAAAGAAGGUGAAAAGACCAGGGCGCAUGGUGAAUGCCAAACGACAAUUGCAAAAUGCAAAUUUCAUCGAUCAGUUAUCUAAAACCAACAAACCACAGUCAGAGAACAGACAGAAACCUAAUACACAUCCUCAUCUAGAGGGGAAGCCGAAGGUCACGACUUUGUUGCAGAGAGGUUCUACAACAUUGGAGGGUACAGCUGUUUCUGCAGCGACCAACAAAGCACAGUCAGAGAACACACAACACCUUGUUACACUUUCACAUCAAGAGGGGCCGCCGAAGGUCACGACCUUUUCGCCGAGUGGUUCUACAACAUUGAGGGAUUCAGCUGUCUCUAGAGAAAACACCGCACCGAUUCACAAUGACAAUAAGAAUUUACAGAAGGAUAUACGAUUGGAAGACAUUACCGCAAACAACCAAUUCCCGGAAAACAAUAGCCCCACUAAACAGUAUUCCGAAACUGUAGCUGGAGACAAAGCGAGACACCCUGAUCAUAGUGCUCCUCUUGAAUCCAGCUCUGAGGAUAACUUUGAGAAAAAAUAUCCACAAAGCGAUGUUCAGCCCGAAUCUUCACUCAACGGCAACUCUGAGGGAAAGAGCCAUAUAACAGACGGAUCUUGUGAUCUUCCAAAAUCUUACAGGGAAGAUAACCCCAGUUUGAAGGAAAACAAUAAGAAUUAUCAAGUCCAUUCUUUUGUGGGUGAAUCAACAUGGACAACAAUUCGGACAAAUACGCAGCUUUCCCCGCACGCAUCCAUAAAAAAUGCAAGCAGUCCACAUAGCAAUUAUCCUCAAGGAAGAACUUCAAGUGGCCGGGCUCAUGUAACGGGAAUACCUAACCUCGGAAAUACUUGUUAUGCAAAUAGUGUUCUUCAGGUCUUAGGGAAAUCACCUUCGCUACAAAGUUAUCUUGAAAAUUGUCAGAAAGGGAGUGGUUCGCUGUUGAAAAAGAUACUGACUGAGCUAAAUACGCCUGGUACUCGUUGCGUCUACUACGAGAUAGUGCAUAGUCUACUUCAUUCAGUAUUCAAAAGAGAAGAUUCAUUUAGUAUAGGGAGACAGGAUGACAGUCAUGCAUUCUUUCUUGCACUUAUUAACUGCGUGCAGGCCGAUUCAGACGGAAACCCUUGCGAAAUAUUUGAAGGAAUGAUGACGAACCUAUUCAAAUAUAACACAUGUGAUCACGUGGAAUAUUCCGAUGAACAGCGUUUUACAAGUCUUCUGAUGCCAAUAGCAAAUCAAGAGAACCUGUAUGCAUGCAUAAAAGACUUCUGCAGUGAGGAAACAUUUGAGAAAAACCUCCUUCAAUGUAGAAUGUGUGAGGAAAAACAUCUAGAUACAGUAGCAAAGAAGCAAUUAGUCUUUACAAAACUUCCUAAGAUAUUGGUGUUACAGAUGGGACGAUUCGAGGAGUACAUGGAUUAUAGAACGAAGAGAAUUCGCAAGAACAUCGCAAGAAUCAAAUUUUCGAAUGAAAUAAAACUUGAUGAAAAGUGUAAAAGCAUACCUUAUGAUCUGUAUGGAGUUGUAAACCACCACGGAAGUAUAAAUGGAGGUCAUUACACAGCUACUGUCAGAUUAGGAAACAGCUGGUAUCGCUGUAGUGACACGCAUGUCUCAACUGGAGCCAAUCCCACAACCAAUCCGAACGGAGACGCCUAUCUACUGUUCUACAGUCGGAAAGAGGAUGUCACAAUGCAACAAGGAAUGAUAUUUCAUCCACAAAUAGAGGAUCUUACAUGAGUAGUAGUGUAAUAUGGAAUUUACUGAACGAGGCUUUUAUUUCUCGUAUUGAUGGGAACAUAACUAAAACUUUCACAAAGUUCUUUCUUUUCGAGAUGAAGACAGUAUUUAUGACUUGACAAUAUUGUUAUUACACAGUAGCUUUCGAUAUUCUGACAUUGCCAUAUAGCAUGGUAUAUGGAUACAAUACACAUACAUUAAACUGGCGAUUUUAAAAGCAUCUGUUUCUAUAACCUGUGGUGGUAUAUUCUUAAAUUUCCUUUCUAAAAAAAGCAGUAGGGUUCCAGUUUAGAAAAACAUCUUAAUGAUGUAUGAAUUACAAGGAAGGGAAAUACUUUCUUUAUUGCGAUGAUUUUUCAAUUUGUUUUUCCAAUUCGUUUUAUAUCACUGGUGUGAAAGUAUAAAAACGCCCAAUGGGAUUUAACAAAGACAAAAAUAAAAAAAUUGAAUAAAAAUUCAUAAUUAGGCAAAAUAUACUUGCAAUGUUGUCCAUAAUGAUACAGAUAUACUAGCACAAUGGUUUUAGUUUUUUGAACGAUCGGGGACAAACCGAGAUAAUCAGGAGUUUUUCGAAAGAAAUGUAAGCUUCACUGGUAAGAAAUGUUUAUAUAUGCUAGGGUAUUCUUGGUGAAUGCUAUUUUUUUUUUAUUCAUGGAAGCCCUUAGAGAUAAAUUGGUAAGUAUAAGUUACAUACCAGGAACAAACAUCAACCAUAUCAUGCUGUCUGAAUAGUCAAUAUUCUUAUUCUUUUAAACUUUAUAAUACAUGUAAUUGACACUCUAUAUCUUGUGAUUGCAGUAUUCUUAUAAGUGUUAUAACUUAUACCAGGGGACCGCGGUGGCAGAGUGGUUAAGGUGCCCCAACACUUUAUCACUAGCCCUCUAUAUCAUGGUUGAGUGUUCGAACUCUACGUGGGGCAGUUGCCAGGUACUGACCGUAGGCCGGUGGUUUUUCUCCGGUACUCCGGGUACUCCGGCUUUCCUCACCUCCAAAUCCUGGCACGUCCUUAAAUGACCUUGGUUGUUAAUAGGCCAUUAAACAAAAACAAACCAAACCAAACUUAUACCAAUUCACUGGGGACGGUUUUAUAAAAGCUAGAAAACGUUUAUUUUGAAUCCGAUUUAUUAUGGAUAGUACAUCUCUAUCAUAUCGUAUGCAAUUGAUAGAAAAACAAGUUUAUAUUGAUUCUUCAUCAAUGCUAUUUUAUAAUAAAUUAAAUUCACAUAAUUCCACGACCAAAAAGGAGUUCCCAGGUCUCAGAAGGUUAGGUAAAUGGUAAGUCUAGAUUUUAGCAAAUAAUUGCUAGAACUGAAAUAAAAGAAAGUUUAAAAUAAAGCUCGGGUAACCAAAAGGAGUAAACAGUGAAUGUAUAUGAAACUUAUAUGCGAUUGCUUUGAGAAAUGAACGAUAAGAAAAAGUGCUGAUUUUGUAUGUAUGGUAUGUAUGGAAAGUGAGCUCUCCUGUCUGAGGACAUAUAUUGUACAUAAUGGCUAAUCCCAGCCCUCCACACAGUAUACACCACUACACCAAAUCUAGUUCUUUCAAACGAGCGUUUCAAUGAUGCAGUGAUUGGUCUACCCGAUACCCUGACAAGAUCAUAGAUGCGAAAAAUAAUAUCAUUCAAACAUUCAUACUUCAUAAUUCAAACCUGUCGGUUAAAGGGAGAUAAUUACCUCAAGUAAGUAUCAGGAAAAUAUGUUUAAAAAUAAACCAAAAAAGUUUAUACCAUUCCAUUUUGUCGGACAACUAUCACACAAUAUUAAGGCAAAUUAUGAUCGCUCCACAAUGAUGUAAAUGCCACUCCUGUUUAACCUUUUUAACAUGUAACCUUCUUAUCACAUUACACAGCUAACGAGAAGCCUUAACCAACGAUAUAUAGCAUAUAUCAACAAUAUAUUUAUAAGGUUUAUAAAAUACAUAAGAUCUUCCAUAAUCCCUACCUUUUAUGACAGAUAACUAUACCAUCAAAUUAACCUUAUUCCAGUAAGUAAAAUUAUUCAAGUUUUAAAAGUUUCAGAAUUGUUAAGUAUUCGGCGAAGAGCAAUACCGUUUCUAUAAUUAAUUUAAGCCCACUUAUAUUUUUUUGAUUUCAUUCUUAAUUUUAAAACUUUAGGCAUGAACCGUUUUGCUACAUAGGACCAGUCAAAAGCAGACAAGCGCAGUCUUAAUCGACAUUGAUAGAUGUAUUGUGGUUCAUAGUGUUGAACAACAUCAGCAAGUACCCUCAAACUUUACGGAAAUAUAUACAAUUUCAGUUUAUCAAAUACUACAGAAAUGGCAGAAAUACAUGCGCACCUAAUUGGAAUAUGUUCAAUUUGAUCAACACAAGAGCAUAUAAGACAAUCACUGAUCAUAUACAAUACCGCAAAUUAUUAUGCAUUGUCGCUAAAAUUGUUCUUGAUAGCAAAUAUUAAACUCGUGUGGUAAUAAUAACAAAGAUUAUCACGAACGGUUCCACAAACACACUGGUAAUUAAAAUUCAGUAAUACCACGUAUCUGUCGAAUAUCCCUAAUAGGUCGUGCUAACAUUGAUAGGGACUGAAAGCGUGAAAAUCCAGGAGAGGCCAUUGGUAAAAAGAAAUCAUAAAAACAUAUUAAAAUAUGUGCAUUAAUUUAGUGAUCUUUUUUUUUAAUCAACAAAAAACUUCUAAUAUACAUUAAAGCAACAACAUAUAUGAGAAUUAUAAAAUGUUCAAGAGAAAUAUAAAUAAAUCCUUAAGUUGUCAAUGUAUUUUCAGAGGUUUGGGUAUUUGAUUAGAAGGAUCAGCAUACGUACGUUUUCUGUACUUUUGCAUGCAUGUUUUCAUAUGUCAUGUUCUGCUUAGUUAAAUAAAUACUAUUGUAACUAUAAAUAAAUCCUUACGUCAUCUACAGGGAUGGCACGUGUUUUACAGCUUUCCUUGUUUGUGCCGCCUGAUAUUUCUAUAUUGGCAUGUGCGUAAACAUACUCUAUAGUUUGAAUAUGUUGAUGUAGUCGCUAUGCCUAUUAUGUACCCUUACCUUCGUAAUCAAUUGUGUAUUGAAGGCAUGACAAGAAUAUAGUAUGUUAAUAUACGUGCAUUGGGAAAAUAAAAGCUUUAUUGAUAAAG
Molecule: messenger RNA, 4835 nt
Organism: Pecten maximus
Lineage: Eukaryota; Metazoa; Mollusca; Bivalvia; Pectinida; Pectinidae
Exons: 16
Coding region: 1-1746 (581 amino acids)
Biological process (GO): protein deubiquitination
Cellular component (GO): nucleus; cytosol
Molecular function (GO): cysteine-type endopeptidase activity; cysteine-type deubiquitinase activity
Source: RefSeq, a predicted model, not a curated record